UGUACAUCCCUCAAUUUCGUGUACCUUCUCAAUAAGGUCAUAGGCAUUGCCCCUUUUUCCUUCGAUGACACAAAUGCGAAACUAGUUGUAUCGACUGCGGGAAAAUUACACAGUGUCGUCGUGAGCUUUCUGUUGUUAGCUUCCUUCUAUUUUGAAAUAAUAUCAGUUUUGGAGGGUAGUGACCUGGAAGACAGAAUUGCAGACUAUUCUGAUAUUUUCAGCGAGAUGCUUUUUAACAUCUGGUGGCUCUGCAGCAUUACAUACAGCAGUGAAGUGGUCAGACGAGAAUUUGGCAACACGGAGCGCCUGGUGAAGAAGCUGCUGCUGCUGCCAACACCAGUGGACCGCAGCUGUUCUGCGGAACUUCAACUGUUCGCCCAGCAGCUGGCUGGGCGGUCAGUCAGCUACAGCGCAGCAGGGCUCUUCUCGCUGGACCUGUCAAUGGUGAGGCCAGCUGUGGCCACCGCCACCACCUACCUCGUCGUUCUCGUCCAAUUUGGUUUGUCAGAUAUCAGCAAGCAGUCAAACAACGAGAGUAACUACCUUAAUGAGACUUCCAGAUAA
Messenger RNA from Schistocerca piceifrons (Central American locust), 564 nucleotides. Its product is annotated as putative gustatory receptor 28a. Gene Ontology annotation, biological process: sensory perception of taste. The record is from RefSeq and is a predicted model, not a curated record. Lineage: Eukaryota; Metazoa; Arthropoda; Insecta; Orthoptera; Acrididae. Gene Ontology annotation, cellular component: neuronal cell body; axon; membrane. The annotation marks the transcript as partial. The transcript is spliced from 3 exons.